This is a messenger RNA of Chelonoidis abingdonii (Abingdon island giant tortoise), 5424 nucleotides long. RefSeq names its product ADAM metallopeptidase with thrombospondin type 1 motif 1 (gene ADAMTS1). NCBI's taxonomy places the organism in Eukaryota, Metazoa, Chordata, Testudines, Testudinidae. The record is from RefSeq and is a predicted model, not a curated record. Gene Ontology annotation, cellular component: extracellular matrix. Gene Ontology annotation, biological process: proteolysis; extracellular matrix organization. Gene Ontology annotation, molecular function: zinc ion binding; metalloendopeptidase activity.
GCGCCGGCGUGCAGCAUGGGGCCAGCCCCUGCACUCGCCUCCCUGCUGCUGGCGGCGCUGCUCUGCCUCUGCCCGCGGGGCGCUCGCUGCAGCCCCGGGCCGCUGGAGGAGCAGGAGCUGAUCGUGCCCGUGCGGCUGGACUCCGCGGCCGAGCCGGCUGCCAAGAGGCUCUAUCUCCUGCACGCCUUCGGGAAGCGGCUGAGCUUGGAGCUGGAGCCAGACAGCAGCUUCCUGGCUCCGGACUUCAGGCUGCAGUACUUGGGCAGCCGCCCCCGGGAAGAGGAGGAGGCGGUGCCGGAGCAGGGAGCCGCGCUCGGGAACCAACCUGCAGGUGACCUGGCGCGCUGCUUCUACUCCGGCACGGUAAAUCGGGACCCGAGCUCUGCCGCCGCCCUCAGCCUCUGCGAGGGGCUCCGAGGGGCUUUCUACUUGCAGGGGGAAGAGUACUUCAUCCAGCCGGCUAACGCCUCCCAGCAGCAGCUCCACCUCCUGCGCCGGCGGCUGCAGAGCCGCGGCCACCAGAGCGGCGGCUCCAAGUGCGGGGUGACAGACCAGAGCUCCCCCCUGGCCGCAGAGGGACAGCAGGCGCACGUGGGCCAGACAGAAACUGGAAGCACAAGGAAAAAAAGAUUUGUGUCCAGCCCUCGCUAUGUGGAAACCAUGCUUGUAGCAGACCAAUCCAUGGCAGAGUUUCAUGGCAGUGGAUUGAAGCACUAUCUCCUGACUCUGUUGUCUGUGGCAGCCAAAUUAUACAAGCAUCCCAGUAUCCGAAACUCUAUUAGUCUGGUGUUGGUAAAGAUUCUGGUCAUCUAUGAUGAGCAGAAGGGACCUGAAGUUUCUUCUAAUGCUGCCCUUACCUUAAGGAACUUCUGCGGUUGGCAAAAGCAACACAACCCACCCAGUGACCGACAUGCAGAGCACUAUGACACCACAAUCCUCUUUACCAGACAGGACCUUUGUGGUGCCAAGACAUGUGAUACCCUUGGGAUGGCUGAUGUGGGAACAAUUUGUGAUCCAAACCGCAGUUGCUCUAUCAUAGAAGAUGACGGAUUGCAAGCUGCCUUCACAACUGCUCAUGAACUAGGCCAUGUGUUUAACAUGCCCCAUGAUGACGCAAAGCAGUGUGCCAAUAUUAAUGGUCUAAACCGGGAUUCCCACAUGAUGGCGUCUAUGCUUUCCAAUCUGGAUCGAAGCCAACCUUGGUCUCCGUGCAGUGCCUACAUGAUUACAACAUUUUUGGAUAAUGGUCAUGGUGAGUGUUUACUGGACAAGCCCCACAAACCUAUACAGCUUCCCUCUGAUCUCCCUGGAACUUUGUAUGAUGCCAAUAGGCAGUGCCAGUUUACAUUUGGAGAUGAGUCCAAACAUUGUCCGGACACAGCCAGCACGUGUACAACUUUGUGGUGUACGGGCAUCUCUGGAGGAUUGCUUGUGUGCCAAACUAAACACUUUCCUUGGGCAGAUGGCACCAGUUGUGGAGAAGGGAAAUGGUGUGUGAAUGGCAAGUGUGUAAACAAGACUGAGAAGAAGCAUUAUGAUACCCCUGUCCAUGGAAGCUGGGGAUCAUGGGGACCCUGGGGAGACUGCUCAAGGACAUGUGGUGGUGGAGUGCAGUACUCCUUUAGAGAGUGUGAUAACCCAGUUCCAAAGAAUGGCGGAAAGUACUGUGAAGGCAAACGGGUGCAAUACCGUUCGUGUAAUAUUGAGGACUGUCCAGAUAAUAAUGGCAAAACCUUCAGAGAAGAACAGUGUGAAACACACAAUGACAUUUCCAAAUCCCCUUUUGGAAGUGGACCUGCAGUGGAAUGGACACCCAAGUUUGCUGGAGUCUCUCCAAAGGACAGAUGCAAACUUGUCUGCCGAGCAAAAGGCACCGGAUAUUUCUUUGUUCUGCAACCUAAGGUUGUGGAUGGCACCUCAUGUAGCCCAGACUCCACUUCUGUCUGUGUACAGGGACAAUGUGUAAAGGCUGGCUGUGAUCGUAUGAUAGGCUCCAGUAAGAAAUUUGACAAAUGUGGUAUCUGUGGAGGCAAUGGAUCUACCUGUAAGAAAGUAUCGGGCACACUCGUUAGUGCAAAAGCUGGUUAUCAUGAUGUUGUCACCAUUCCUGCUGGAGCAACCAACCUUGAAGUUAAGCAACGAAAUAACAGGGGUUCACGACAUGAUGGCAGUUUCCUUGCUAUUAAAGCUGCUGAUGGCACAUAUAUUCUUAAUGGUGACUACACUCUAUCGACAUUGGAACAAGACAUUACUUAUAAAGGCAGUGUUUUGAGGUACAGUGGCUCAUCUGCAGCUUUGGAAAGAAUCCGCAGUUUCAGCCCACUGACGGAACCUUUAACUAUCCAGGUUCUGACUGUGGGUGACUCACCUCAACCUAAAAUCAAAUAUACCUAUUUUGUGAAGAAACCACUACAGUCUGGGUCUGAGAAAGCUUCCAGCAAAAAGAAAGAAUCUUUUAACGCCAUCAAGGAGACGAUCUUAUCUGAAUGGGUUAUUGAAGAAUGGGGAGAAUGUUCAAAGUCAUGUGGGUCCGGUUGGCAAAGAAGAUCUGUCAAAUGCAGAGACUUUAAUGGGCAGUCUGCCACAGACUGUGCAAAAGAACUCAAACCAAAUGAUCUCCGACCAUGUGCAGACAUGCCCUGCCCACAAUGGCAAUUGGGAGACUGGUCACCAUGUUCUAAGACAUGUGGGAAAGGAUUCAAGAAGAGAUUAUUAAAAUGUAUGUCUUACGAUGGCAGUAUGUUGCCACAAGAAAGCUGUGACCCUUCAAAGAAACCUAAACACUUAAUAGACUUUUGCAAUGUUACAAAGUGCACUUAACCAGUAUCGAGUUGGGAAAGCUGGAGACUUUUUUUUUUUCCCAGAACAGUGCACUGAAAACAAGAGAGUUAGCGAUAGCAUGUGUGUCUUGCAUACAAAAGUCAUGGUGAAGAUUCAUUGAGAGGGGACAGUACAAAUAAUUUUAGGGUGGUUUUCCAUCAUAAAAAUAUCCUGCAAAGUGCAGAUUUGAUAGCUUAGCAAGCCAAUGUAACUGAUUCUUUCAUCUUCAGUAGAUAAAGCCCUAAGGCAUUAUAAUUUCCUUUAAGUCAGUUACAAGUUAAAGAAAACAUAAGCAGGGGCCAAAUGGAGUUUAAGUAAACAUUUCAGAUCCUUCUUCCCCCUCCCUUUAGAUUUGUGUUGUGGUACUGUUCAAGUCCCUAGGUUUUUUAUGUGGGUGGCUUGGGAUGGGGGGGGCAGAAGGGAGAAAAUCGCUUUUGUCUAAGCUUAAAAUAAUUGGUCAAGGCGUACCUACCUCACAAAGGACAAAAAACAGGAUUAGAAAAGGAGUUUCAACUACAUUGUUCAUGGCUGCUAUUGUUUCAGAGAUUAGUUUUAUAUAAAAAUUACGCCAUAUUCUCCACAAAUAAAAAGUCAAAAAUAUCAAGAACAAUCACUCUAACUUAACCUAAUUUAACCUGCAGACAACUAGAAUGUUCUAUUUUUAAGCAUUUUUGCAUCACCCCAAUGUUUCUAUCCAUUUCUCUCUCCCAUGUUGAUGUAGUUAUUGUGACAUGCAUAACCUACAAAGCUGGAAUAAGUGGCAAUCUCCAUGGAACAGGUACUCUCUAAAAGUUGUUGCUUUUGGUGCCUCCUGACCAAACCACUGGUUUCUCUGGUUCAGCUUUGGUUCUACCACAUUGUAAACUAAAGUUAUGACAGUGAAGGUUUGAGCGCUAUCUCAAGUUCUAACUUUUUACCAUGUUCCAGCCCAUACUAGCUUACUUAUUUGUGUUAUGUUAGAGACAGAUCAAAGGAAAAAGAAAUUCCCAGUAUGCAUGGGAAUCUCUAAUAUAUGACAUCUAAUAUUUUUAUAGUGCUCAAAUCACUUUUAUAAGGCGGGAAAGACAAAGCUGAAGGAUAGCGGGUCCAUCCACAGCAGUACACUAGCAGUUGCUUAAUUAAAAGUUUGUGCCAGUCCAUAGACUAUGAGAGAAUAUGGCUUUCCAUAUGUAUAUAGUAAAAUAUAUUGCUACAGAUUAUAUGUACUUUAUAAGUAUUUUAUAUUUCUUUACCUUCUGGGAAGGGUUAUAGUUUGUAAUAAAUGCGUAUAAUGAACCUAUUUAUUUUUAUACUUCCUGUGAUCUUCUAAGUUAUCGCUUUUUUUAAAAGGACAUAUAACAAGGAUAGAGUAUUUAUACAAUAUAAUAAUAUGUUACUAGAGGUAAUAAAUGAACACUAUGAAUUUUUGAAAUUGUGUUUUUAUUUCUACUUUAUAUAUUGAUUUUUUUUUUUUUACUCCAGUGAAAGUACCAAAAAUCUAGAGUAACAUUUUUCAAAAGAGACUAAGGGAUGUAGGAGCCUAAGUUUUAUAGGUGCUUUUGAAAACUUUUCCCAUGGUAAAAGAGUAAUCUUGGGUGCCCAGCAGUGAUUUCAUUUUUGGGGGGGGAAAAAUGGAAUAUGAAUUAAUUCAGUGGUCCCAAAUGCAGUGCCUCUUGACGUUGCCGCUUCUCAGCGGCAUUUCAGCAGAUGCUUGUCCGCCGGCCAUGGUCCUUAGUGGCUCGUCGUCCAGUGCCUGCUAGAUGAAAAAGGUUGGGGACCACUGAGUUAAUUGAUAUUAUUGACUUUAAGCGGCUUACAGAUGGGACAGAACUUGUUCUGUCAGCUUGUGUUUGUAACCAACAACAUUUCUACUAAACUAGUUAAUUUACCUGCAGUACUUAACAUAUUUUAAAAUGUAUUACUGGGAAAGAUGCAUUUAAGUGAAUAAUAAUUAACCAGAAGUCAGAGGUUCCCUUAAGCAAACUUCUUGAGGGUAUGAAAAGCAGACUCUUUUAAUUAGAAGUGCAUUUUUAAUGAACUGCUCUAAAAUUUUUGUAAUAUGCUCAAGAAUGCAAAUCAGAGUUUAAACAUCCAGAAACUGAAUUUUGCUCCCUUAACUCUAACCCAAUGCCCACUGAGCUCAAGAGAAAAAAACUAUUGAAGUCAAUGGGAAUUUUUGUCUUUAGCUUUGAAAGGAGCAGGAGUAUGCCCAGUGUGAAAAUUGCAGGCCAUUUCCUGCUCUCUGAAAUCCAGCUGAAGUUAAAUCUGUUAAGGGAAAGUAAAAUUUGGUACCGUGUCCUUUAGAAAUCUAUUAAAGGUGCCCUGACAAACGUUUGGCCUUCUGUGUUGUGAAACAGUAAUUAUCUGUUACUCCACGGGAGAUAUCCUGUCCCUGCUAAAGUCAGUUGUACCAGUUCACCGCUUGUGCAACAUAGUACCUUUUCCUUGCUACGUUGGCCAGGGGACCUGAAUUUGCACUAAAUGUGAUUGUUGUUAAAAUAUUUUGUAGUGUUUGUUUCUAACUUUAUUUGUGGUUUCAAUUCCAUGGUCUUUCCAUGAGAAUUGUAGGAGUAAAUAUUGUUUUAGUGUAUCUUAUUUACACUAACAUUAAAUCGUAGCUUUUUU